Ostrinia nubilalis (European corn borer) is the source of this 2914-nucleotide messenger RNA. RefSeq names its product cyclin-T (gene CycT). The record is from RefSeq and is a predicted model, not a curated record. Bases 2 to 2548 code for a protein of 848 amino acids. The transcript is spliced from 8 exons. Gene Ontology annotation, biological process: positive regulation of DNA-templated transcription, elongation; regulation of transcription by RNA polymerase II. Gene Ontology annotation, molecular function: cyclin-dependent protein serine/threonine kinase activator activity. Gene Ontology annotation, cellular component: cyclin/CDK positive transcription elongation factor complex; nucleus. NCBI's taxonomy places the organism in Eukaryota, Metazoa, Arthropoda, Insecta, Lepidoptera, Crambidae.
AAUGGCUGGUGGACAAGAAAAAUGGUAUUUUACAAAAGAUCAGCUACAGAAUUCACCAAGCAGAAAAUGCGGUUUAGAUGCAGAUAAGGAACUUGCCUACCGGCAGCAGGCCGCAAACCUCAUCCAGGAUAUGGGCCAGAGGCUUCAAGUGUCUCAACUAUGCAUCAACACUGCCAUUGUUUACAUGCACCGGUUCUAUGCGUUUCACUCGUUCACUCAGUUCCACAGGAAUGCCAUUGCUGCUGCAGCCCUGUUCCUCGCCGCCAAGGUCGAAGAACAGCCAAGGAAACUAGAAUACGUAAUAAAGGUGGCCCACGUCUGCCUCCACAGAGGUGAGGGUGUCAGUCAGUCGAUCACGACCGAACAGUACCAAGAACAGGCUCAAGACCUCGUAUUCAACGAGAACGUUCUCCUACAAACAUUAGGGUUCGAUGUCGCCAUUGAUCACCCACACACGCAUGUUGUUCGCACGUGUCACCUUGUCAAAGCGCCCAAAGACCUUGCCCAGACGUCGUACUUCAUGGCAUCGAACAGCCUCCAUUUGACGACGAUGUGCCUUCAAUACCGACCCACUGUGGUCGCGUGCUUCUGCAUACAUCUCGCGUCCAAGUGGAGUAAUUGGGCGAUUCCUCAGUCGAACGAAGGCCGGCACUGGUUUUCCUAUGUGGACCGGAAUGUAACCACAGAACUACUGGAGCGGCUGACCGCAGAGUUCCUGCAUAUAUUCGACAAGUGCCCAUCUAGACUGAAACGAAAGAUGAUGUCCAUGACCAAUAACAGCGGCAGUUCGCCGCACUCCAACGCUGUCCACGCGGGUAGCUCGUCGGGCGACAAGAAACACGCGCCGCCGCCGUCUAUGAGCGACGACUUCGACAAGUCCUUUGAUAAAGAAUACGAGCGCGAAAGGCGCCGGCAACCCGUCCCGGGCGGCUAUGUGCCAGCCACCACACCUGCCGCGCCAGCCGCACCUGCCCCCCAGAAGAUAGAUUACAACCUAUACCGGGAGAGAAGAGAGGAACGGGAGAGGCGCGAGGAGAGGGACCGCAGGCAGCUCGCCCAACGACCGCCCACGCAACCCAGGCCAGCUCAACCACCACCCCACCAUCGACCACCCACACAACACCACCACAAACCACACCACGCCUGGCCCCACCACGCCAAACCACCUCACCACGCGAAACCCCCACAUACAAACGAUCACAGACACCACAGACCGCCUGUACCCACUCCUGGCACCUCCAACCCCCCACAAAAUCUCCCCCAACAACCCACUCCAGAACCCCCUCAAAGGACGCGACCCCCUUCGUUGUUCUCUCCAGAAAACGCAACAACCCCUAUCGCAGCCGCCACCGCGCCUAGACGACCCCAAAUCCCACCCCCUCACAGACCUAAGCCAGAAAUCAGGCCGAACCCCCCUACUGCCGCUCCCGCCCCCCAAAUGCCACAACCCACCCCUGUUCAACCUGAACAGAAACCUCCGAGUCCCAAAAAAAGACCGGAUCCCUCCCUCGCGUUGCGAGACUUGCAACCGCCCGCCAUUCUUUCCCCGUUCAACUCCCCUCCUUCUAAAGAACAAAAACCGAGGCAGAGAGCUCAGUCCAACUCCGAACCGGAAUUGGUGCCUGUUGUCAAAAAACUAGACGAGACUCCGGGCUACGAAAACGUCAUCAGAGACUCGCAGCGAGGCAACGCCAUCCGGACGAAGGCUCCCGAAAGAAAACCGGAGCCGACCCGAGCCAUGAACGGCAUAGAAACAGAUCCGACGUUAGUUUCGAACUUGCUCAAAGAAAGCCUGGCGAAACCCGCCCCUAUUACUGUGGCCACAGAGAAAAAGUCGCCCGAAAUCAAAAAGGAGGUCGUCGAACCGCCCGCGCCCCUUCCGCCGCCUCCGCAACCAGAAAUACCUCCCCCCGCCCCCCAAAAUGUAGAAGUAGAACACAAGCCUAAGAAAGAUAAGAAAAAGAAGGACAAACACAAACACAAAGAUAAAGACAAAAGCAAAGAUAAGGAAGAGAGAAAGAAACACAAAAAGGACAAGGACAGAGAAAAGAAGAAAAGUCCCGCGCCUGUACCGGAGCCGCCGUCAGACGGAACGCUCAGGAUAACGAUACCCCGGGACAAACUGUCCCGCAGUCCGGGACUCAAGAUCAAGAUCCCGAAAGAGAGGCUGGCCGCCCCGCCGCCGCCGCCGCAGUCUUCGGGACUCAAAAUCAAGAUUUCUAAAGAAGUUCUCGAAACGUCGAGGAAGCGUAGCGGGAACGGCGAACCCGGACCGCCCCCGAAGGUGCCUCGGCAGAACGGAGCGCCCCUCCCAAAGGUAGGCAAUUGGAAUGUACCCCCCCCUUAUAGGGCCCCGUUACCGUAUUUUAUGGUGCAGCCACCGCCGCCUUUGUAUUUCGGUAUGGGUAUGGACGGGUUUUACUACGCCGGCGGCAUGGAUUACAUGUACCAGCAGAGGCCGCAAGUGCCGCAGCCACCGCCGCAGCAAAGCCAGCCGCCGCUGCCGGCGAUGCCGCCGCCGCCGGUUCCGCCGCCGCCGCCGGAAUAAACUAGAAUGAUUGCUGACUUUUCCUCUUGAAUUUAUAGGCGUGGUAUCCAUAGUAUUACAGAACGAAGCUAAAACUUGACUCAGUUUCAACCAAAAAUUGAGGUUUUUGAUUGGUUAAAUUGAAUUUCAAUAUUUAGAUCAAUUCGAGAUUUGAGUAUUGUUUUGUAAUACGGAUCUAAUAUCUAUGUGCAAUAAUGUUCAAUUUUGUUUUUAGACAAUUGCACCCUCAAAGAAUCUUAAAAGAACUGUUUUGAUUGAACGAGAAAGAGAAAAAAUAAUUUGCUAUUACUGUAUAUUUUUCUAUAGCUAAUAUUACACCUAUGAUUGAGAGGAAAAGUUUGUAAAGUUUUGCUAAGAACUAAGAAU